CGAUUACCUUUGCAUCGAGAGUCGUACUCUGAAGUCUGCGCUCUCCUGGUCACAUAUCUUACUUCUCUCCCAAAGCCACUCGUCCAUCGCUCCCUUGUAGAUGCUCUCUGGGCAUGGUGCGUCUCGCCCUCAAUAAUUCGUGCCGAGCAGCGCCAGCGCAGGCAUGGCGACGACGACGCAUCCGAGUCUUCUUCGUCUGACUCUGACUUGGAUGACGACACACCGAACUACAGCGCUCGGCUGCGCAAGCGUGAAGAGGCAUUGCUCAACUUGCCAUCUCUGCGAGUGCAGAUUGCUAUUGCCCGACAGGUGCUCCUCCUCCUUCCUCGGCGAUACUUCUCGAUACUCGCCUGUCUGCUCACAUUCUUCGCGACGCUGCAAGUCUGUCCCGAGAACGGACUCACCCCGGAGGAUGUCGGACGUAUAUUCGGCGGGGUGAUCGUUGGCGGCAGGACUCCUAAGAAAGAAUUGGCGCAGAGCAGGAGCGCGAGCAGCGGUGGAGAUGCGACGACGGACGAAAGAGGCGGAGAGCGACAGGAGGAGCGGGGCAGUGUACGGGAUAUACGUGAGAAGGACGACAAGGGCCAGAGGAUUGUUGCCUGGCUUGUGAAGCACUGGGAGCAGAUCUCGACCGCAUACGAGGCCGAAAGCGAAGAGCGUUUCGGACGCUGGCGGAGCCACUUGGCGUCACUAUCGCGAAACGGCACGCAAGAAGACGUACAGAGGACGAGGUCGCGAUCAUGCUCAAUGGUCGACCCGGGGAAUGGAGAGAGUCGACACACCUUCGCUCAACAAGAGCGACAGAGCAUCAGACAACCGCAACGGCAAUCAGUCGAUUGGCGAGAUCGCAAUCGCCCGACAGCGGCUUUCCGAGAUAAAGAUGAACAAAGUCCGAGACCGGGGAUGAAGCAUCGCCAGGCAUUUGUCGACCGGGAAGGCGAGAAGAAGAGGCGGAUGUCGAUGUCUGCUCCAUCAACAGAGAGCUCCGAGCCGGACGAUCGCGAUAUACUGCUAUCUCCGUUGGACUCGAAUAGCAUGACGCGACAGUCGCGGCCAUCCGCGAUCCCCGUUCGACAACGAGAAGAAUCAUUCCCUCCUCGCCAGGAUAGGGCCGCGCUCGGUUUGAAAUCGCUAGUUCCUCAGCAGAUUAACAUACCCGAAGAGGCUGUGGACGCCGAGCUGUUCGCAACCCCGGCGCCGUUCGAUUUGGCCGUUGACGGUGCGGACGAUGUUAGUAUAUACUCUACCGCGAGUAUGGACGAAGUUCAUCACAUGUACUCCAGCAGUCUCCUGCAUGAAACGCUUCCUACUCUUGAACGAUCGCUUGAGGUGGUCUUCGCCGACACUCCGCCGGUCCCGCCGCUGCACUGGUCGAAGCACCAAGAUGUCCGUGGCUUGGGCGCCGCUGACGCAUCAGCCAUGUCGCGAGCUGUGCUCAGGCAGGAGAACGCGGAGCUAAGGAAACGGCUAGAGGAGGCAUUGGGCGAGCGAGACCAGGCGAGGAAGGUGCUGAACGCUAUGCGCGGGUUGGUGGGCAGUCAAGCAAUGCUGGAUAGCACAUAGAUGUCAUCUAGGAAUAGUGAACACGCUCUUCAACCAGGUUCG
Phanerochaete carnosa HHB-10118-sp is the source of this 1605-nucleotide messenger RNA. RefSeq lists its product as uncharacterized. The record is from RefSeq and is a predicted model, not a curated record. NCBI's taxonomy places the organism in Eukaryota, Fungi, Basidiomycota, Agaricomycetes, Polyporales, Phanerochaetaceae. The transcript has 2 exons. The coding region runs from base 1036 to 1563 and encodes 175 amino acids.